UGUUGCUCGUCCCCGUCUCCGUUUCUGUUUCCGUCAAGGUCCAGCCGGUAAAGCAUCGGAGUACUCGACCGCCCAGUGUCUACAGAGCUCCUCCGAUCUGUUCGAGUCCCGGCCGGAGAUCCGCCCCUCUCCUCGACGACACCCGACAGAUCCGGCGAUGCAGUUCUUCAGCGGCUCCUCGCUCACGUCAGUGGCGCCGGAGGCGAGCCCCGCCCCGGCGGCGCCCCCCGGCACAGGCACGGGCGCCAACGCGCAGGUGCUCUACGUCUUCAACCGCAACGGCGUCUGCCUGCUCUACCGCGAGUGGCACCGCCCGCUCCGCACGCUCGACCCCACCCAGGACCACAAGCUCAUGUUCGGCCUCCUCUACUCACUCCGAUCCUUCACCGCCAAGAUGGACCCCACCUCGGCUGAAAAGGGGAACCUUGGGGUGCCAUUACUGCCAGGCCAGGGCUGUUCAUUUUAUAGCUUCAAAACAAACACAUACAAACUGAACUUCAUGGAGAGCCCUUCUGGUCUAAAGCUUAUUCUGAUUACACAUCCAAGGACUGGUGAUCAGCGAGAUUCACUGAAGCAUAUCUACAAUCUAUACGUGGAUUAUGUUGUAAAAAAUCCUCUGUGCGCUCCUGGAGCUCCAAUCAAAUGUGAACUUUUCAAUAAACAUCUCGAUCAAUAUGUGAAAACAUUAAUUUGAUAUCAUUGAGAUUUGGGUGGUCAGCAUUAGCUAAAAACGGUUCCAUUUCAUGUUCUUUAGCGUGGUGAGAUCACCAACCUAUUUGAUUAUAACUAUUUUGAGAAAAGUACUGCUUAAAUGAUGCUACAGACUUCUCUGGUACAAUGCAAAAAUGGUCAUGUUCCCAUUGUUUUUUUACAAUUGCACCAUGUAUUAGAUAUCUAGAUUGUUCAAAGCUGCUGUCUUCUUCUUAAUAACUUCAAUAGCUCUACUAUGAUCACACUCCUGUAAAUUUCUUGUUUGAUUAUGAUGGAUACCCGCAAGAUAAAAACUGUUGCCUCUUCCA
Molecule: messenger RNA, 1019 nt
Organism: Phragmites australis (common reed)
Lineage: Eukaryota; Viridiplantae; Streptophyta; Magnoliopsida; Poales; Poaceae
Exons: 5
Coding region: 158-694 (178 amino acids)
Biological process (GO): endoplasmic reticulum to Golgi vesicle-mediated transport
Cellular component (GO): TRAPP complex
Source: RefSeq, a predicted model, not a curated record